AACAAUUGAUAACCAAAAGAAAAUUUGCGAUAAAAAAAUGAGUAAACGAAAGAAAGUAAAGGUUGAUAAUAAAGAUAUUGAAAUAAAAUUGAAUGUAAAUGACGAUGAAAAUGUAUACGAAUUUAAUGAGAAAGAUGCAAAUGAAGUUAAAAUGCCUAAUAACAUUAAAAUAGACGAAUCUGAAACGGUGGUAACUGAAGAAAAUGAAUCGGAUAUUGAAGAUCCGUUUGUAAAAGAACUAUUUUCCGGUUUAGAAGGUGCAGCGUUUCAAAGUCGUAUGCCUUAUGAUAAAAUGACAUCAACAGAAGCAGCAUGUUUCCCAGAUAUCGCUCAAUCUCCAUUACCAUCACAAAAAGUUUACUUACAUAUCCGAAAUCGAAUUUUACAAUUAUGGCUUGAUAAUCCAAAAAUACAGCUAACAUUGGAAAAUACAAUAUACAGAGUUGAGCCACCGUAUAACAGUGAUCAGCCUUUAUUACGUCGUGUGCAUGCAUUUCUCGAACGACACGGGUAUAUCAAUUUCGGUAUAUUUCAACGAUUAAAACCUAUUCCGUCUAAGAAGCUCGGUAAAGUUGUUGUAAUCGGUGCCGGUAUAGCGGGAUUAACGGCUGCACAACAAAUGCAGCAAUUCGGACUUGAAGUAGUGGUACUUGAAGCUCGAGAUCGAGUCGGCGGUCGUAUUGCUACGUUUCGUAAAAAUCAAUUUAUAGCGGAUUUGGGUGCUAUGGUUGUUACUGGAUUAGGUGGUAAUCCGGUUACAGUUUUAAGUAAACAAAUCAACAUGGAGUUGCAUAAAAUUAAACAAAAAUGCCCAUUAUACGAAUCAAAUGGUGAAACUGUUGACAAAGAUAAAGAUGAAAUGAUUGAACGUGAAUUUAAUCGUCUGUUAGAGGCAACGAGUUAUUUAUCACACCAAUUAGACUUUAAUUAUGCUGGUAAUAAACCUGUUAGUCUUGGACAAGCAUUAGAAUGGGUCAUACAAUUACAAGAAAAACAUGUAAAAGAGAAACAAAUACUUCAUUGGAAAUCUGUGAUUGCUUUACAAGAUAAAUUAAAAGUGAAUCAACUUCGAAUGAUCGAUUUACGUAAACAUAUGGAAGAAACACGACAAAUUUAUGAAAAAUAUCUACAAAAAGUUGAGAAACGAGAUAGUAUUGAAGAAUUCGCAAUGAGAAGUAGUUAUCGUGAUUUAGUUAAUGAUUCCAAGGAAUGGGAUUUGUUAAUUGAACAACAGAAUGAAAUUGAAGAAAAAUUGACGGAAUUAGAAAAUUCUCCGCCUAGUGACGUUUAUUUAUCAUCGAAAGAUCGUCAAAUAUUGGAUUGGCAUUUUGCAAAUUUGGAAUUUGCUAAUGCUACACCUUUAUCGAAUUUGUCGUUGAAACAUUGGGAUCAAGAUGAUGAUUUUGAAUUUACAGGAAAUCAUUUAACAGCUACUGACGAUGGUUGCGAUGUGAAACCGAAAUAUCUAUAUUUAGCGAGACAUUUAACUGUAUCGAAAUAA
Chrysoperla carnea is the source of this 1501-nucleotide messenger RNA. RefSeq names its product lysine-specific histone demethylase 1A-like. Lineage: Eukaryota; Metazoa; Arthropoda; Insecta; Neuroptera; Chrysopidae. The record is from RefSeq and is a predicted model, not a curated record. Bases 38 to 1501 code for a protein of 487 amino acids. Gene Ontology annotation, molecular function: oxidoreductase activity; protein binding. The transcript is spliced from 5 exons.